GUGAGUGUGAUUAUUUUAUAAAUUGCUUCUUUGUCCAUGACGUCGUGCACUGAAUCUGAAACUUUUCAUAUUCGUUUCCAAGAGAUGUUGGUCUUGGUGCUGUAAAAUUUCUGCACAUCAUUGGAUCACUGUGUGCCGUUGCGAAAGUUGCAGGUAGCGGUCAAAGACUCAAAGCUAGAACCAUGUUCAUUGAUAUGGAUUUUGAAAGCUUUUUGCAAGAGCUGGGUGAUGAUUACAUACAGGAGAUGGAAUCUUCUUCUUGUGCGACUAAUUUUGAUGUUGAUCUUCCAUCACAAUGUUAUGAUAAGCAGGGGGUAUCUAAUUGUACUCAAAUUGAAGAUAAUGGAAAAGGAAAGGUUGACACAGAAGUAGCACCACCACCACCAACUAAAAGAAGAAGGACCUCUAAAGUUUGGGAUGUGUUUGAUAAGAUCCAGAGGGAAGAUGGGACAGAAUGGGCCAUCUGUAAACAUUGCAAAAAGCAGUAUCUAGGAUCAAGCAAGACAGCAGGAACCUCAAACCUAUUAAAACAUAUGGAAAAAUGUCCAGGUACAAGAGAUGGUGAUGGAGGUAAACCACGUGAUGAAACCAGGAAAAAAAGGAGCUACAAGAGCAUAGUCAGAAGUAAUCCAUUGAGUGCGGUUGAGAAGGAUUCCUCAGAAAAUUUUGGAUCCUAUAGCAGUUUAAAGGCCAACAUACGUGACACUUAUUGGAAAGAGAAGGAAAAACUCGCAAGUUUCAUUAACAACCGGUCAUCAGGUCGUUCCAAUUUAACAAUUAAUUGGUGGAGACGCACUGAUGGUAUAAUUAAUUGUUGUUUGACCAAGAACUUCAUAGACGAUGGUUGGGAACUAAAGAACAAGGUUCUUUCUUUCAGAAGUGUGAGAUUCUCCGACAGUUCCGGGGGACUUUUAGGAACUUUCAAAAGCAUGCUAUUGGAAUGGAAGAAUCUUGACAAAAAUGUGUUCAGUAUAACCGCACAAUGUACUGAGGAGGCUUAUCAGGCAGCCAGCGAGAUUAAAGGGUGGCUUCUUCAUCAACAUUCACUUCCUUUAAGUGGAACAUUGUCACAUAUUAGUUGCUUGGUACAUAUUCUCAAUCUUCUUCUUGAGGAUGGAUCUCAGGAAGUAAAAGAUGCACUUUGCAAUGCAAUGAAGUGCAUUUCUUACGUCCAUGAUAAACCAGAACGUUAUGAAAAAUUCCGAAUGGCAGUACAUCUAGCGAGGGCGCAAGGUAGCAUUGUGAGUUAUGAAGAUAUGCCUACGAGUGAGACAUUAAUUAGCUUCCAAAAAUUUGAGGGCAUUUUCAGGUUAAGAGAAGCUUUUAAUAUGUUAAAGAUGAUCGAUCUGGAUUUUGGCAGCUUAAAUCCAGUAGAUGAGGAAUGGGACAAGGCUACCUACAUUUACCAGCAAGUAAAAGUGUUAGAUGAAGCUGUUAAGAGGCUUUCAGGUAAACAAUCAUGCCUUACCACAAACGUUUAUUUUCCUGAGGUUUGCAACAUACACAGGAGCCUGUGUAAAUGGGUCAAAGGUGACAAUUUAAAUGUUUACUUGAUGGCUUGUAAGAUGAAGAAAAAAUUUGACACAUAUUGUGAAAAUUGUGGUUUGGUUUCAGCAAUCGCUGUAGUUCUUGACCCACGGUUCAAAUUUGAUAUUGUGGAGCGCUGGUUUAAGGAAAUAUUUGGCCAUGAUGCUGACGAGUACUAUGCAAGAAUGGGCAGAAUAGACUACACUCUUAAGCAAGUUCACAACGAAUAUUCAGAAGGCUUCAACAAUUCAUCGGAUCAUUUUGACAUGCUAGAUCCCCUGGGAAUGCCAUCCACUUCUUCAAAAGAUGAUAAAAAUGGAAAAUCCGAAAAAUCAGAACUUGAACGAUAUUUAGAAGAGCCCAAUUUUCCUUCAGUUAAAGAUUUUGACAUACUGACUUGGUGGCGUGUCAAUACACCAAAAUUUCCAACACUAGCAAAGAUGGCUCGUGAUUUCUUGGCAAUACCCAUAUCAACUGCUCAGUCAAAUCCCUCAUUCAAUGAUAGUGUUAUGAAGAUUGAUCCAACCGCCAUUGACGUAGAUCCUAAGACCGCGGAAGCUUUUGUCUGUGUAAGGGAUUGGAAGCAAAAGGCUGAAAAGUAGGGCUGAUAUUGCAUCACCUUUCAUCUACUUCCGUUAGCAGAAAAAAAAAAAGAGAAAAAUAAGAGGGUUCUGUUCUUCAGUUACGCAAAGAAGAAUUGGAGAUUGCUUUACUGAUUAUAUUCUAGACUAUUUCAUGCAUGUACACUUUUACUUCAUUGUAUAUAUGCCUUUGCUUUCAUGUUCAGAGUUGUGUUCAAGUUA
This is a messenger RNA of Pistacia vera, 2330 nucleotides long. Its product is annotated as zinc finger BED domain-containing protein RICESLEEPER 2-like. Bases 183 to 2129 code for a protein of 648 amino acids. The record is from RefSeq and is a predicted model, not a curated record. NCBI's taxonomy places the organism in Eukaryota, Viridiplantae, Streptophyta, Magnoliopsida, Sapindales, Anacardiaceae. The transcript is spliced from 4 exons. Gene Ontology annotation, molecular function: protein dimerization activity; DNA binding.